Labrus bergylta (ballan wrasse) is the source of this 3226-nucleotide messenger RNA. It is a transcript of the gene kars1, whose product is annotated as lysyl-tRNA synthetase 1. NCBI's taxonomy places the organism in Eukaryota, Metazoa, Chordata, Actinopteri, Labriformes, Labridae. Gene Ontology annotation, biological process: positive regulation of macrophage activation; diadenosine tetraphosphate biosynthetic process; lysyl-tRNA aminoacylation. Gene Ontology annotation, molecular function: ATP:ADP adenylyltransferase activity; ATP binding; tRNA binding. Gene Ontology annotation, cellular component: nucleus; aminoacyl-tRNA synthetase multienzyme complex; cytosol. The record is from RefSeq and is a predicted model, not a curated record.
UUUUUGGUGCGCGUGCGCAUUCGUUGAUCUUUCUGAGCGCGGCGACAACAUGGCUGAUGUGACAGCGGUGGAGGGAGAGAAACUCAGCAAAAAGUUUGUCUGCUGGUAGCUCAGCAUGCUGUGCCUGGUCAGAGCAGCCAGGCAGCAGCUGUGCCACCCCUUUGGAGUCAGGGGACAGUGGUUAAAAUGUGCUUCCCCGUUUACAGCCACUAUCCCAGUUCAAAAUUACGGGAACCGUUGGACAGGUGACAAAAGUGAGCUGAAGAGACGAAUGAAAGCUGAUAAGAAGGCAGCAGAGAAAGAUGCCAAGGUCAAAGAGCAGGUGGAACAAAAGAAGGAAUCCAACGACCAGGGAGCACAAAAUAUCAGUGCAUUGGAUGAGGAGACUCUUGACCCAAAUCAAUACUUCAAGAUCCGCUCCCAGGCCAUCAGUGACCUGAAGAGCACAGCGGAGGACCCAUACCCACACAAGUAUAAUGUAGACCUGUCACUCACGGAGUUCAUUGAGAAAUACAAUCAUCUACAGCCUGGAGACCAACUGGCUGAUGUGGUCCUCAAUGUCUCGGGUCGUGUCCACGCCAAGAGGGAGUCUGGUGCCAAGCUGCUGUUCUACGACCUGCGAGGUGAAGGCGUCAAGUUGCAAGUUAUGGCGAACUCAAGGAACUACAAGUCUGAGGACGCUUUUGUGGCUAUUAACAACAAACUGCGCCGAGGGGAUAUCAUAGGUGUGCGUGGUAACCCAGGGAAGACCAAAAAGGGGGAGUUGAGCAUCAUUCCCAUCGAGAUGACACUGCUGUCACCAUGUUUGCACAUGUUGCCCCAUCUCCACUUUGGCCUCAAGGACAAGGAAACACGAUUCCGCCAGCGCUACUUGGAUCUGAUUCUCAAUGACUAUGUGAGGCAGAAGUUUGUGACUCGCUCCAAAAUCAUCACAUACCUGCGCAACUUCCUUGACCAGCUGGGAUUUUUGGAGAUUGAAACACCAAUGAUGAACAUAAUUCCUGGGGGAGCAGUGGCUCGUCCAUUUGUUACUUACCACAAUGAGCUGGAUAUGAACCUAUACAUGAGGAUCGCACCUGAACUCUACCACAAGAUGCUAGUGGUUGGUGGGAUGGACAGAGUGUAUGAGAUUGGCCGUCAAUUCAGGAAUGAAGGCAUUGAUCUCACUCAUAAUCCAGAGUUCACCACCUGUGAAUUCUACAUGGCAUAUGCAGAUUACCAUGACUUGAUGGAAAUCACAGAGAAACUGCUCUCAGGAAUGGUGAAGCACAUCACUGGAGGAUACAAGGUGACCUAUCACCCUGAUGGUCCGGAGGGUCAAGCCCAUGAGAUAGACUUCACUCCGCCAUUCAGAAGAGUGAGCAUGACCCACGACCUGGAGAAGAUUAUGGGAGUAAAAUUCCCUCCUUCUGACAGCUACGACUCUGCUGAGACCCGUAAAUUCUUCGAUGACCUGUGUGCACAGAAAGGAGUGGAAUGUCCUCCUCCUAGAACCACUGCCCGUCUCCUUGACAAGUUGGUUGGAGAUUACCUUGAGGUCACCUGCAUCAACCCCACAUUCAUCUGUGAUCACCCUCAAAUCAUGAGUCCUUUAGCAAAAUGGCACAGAUCAGAGAAAGGCCUAACAGAGCGUUUUGAGCUCUUUGUGAUGAAGAAGGAAGUCUGCAAUGCCUACACUGAGUUGAAUGAUCCCAUCAGACAGAGGGAGCUUUUUGAGCAGCAAGCCAAGGCCAAAGCUGAGGGUGACGAUGAAGCCAUGUUCAUCGAUGAAACCUUCUGUACAGCGCUGGAAUACGGACUGCCACCGACUGCUGGCUGGGGAAUGGGCAUCGAUCGUCUCACCAUGUUCCUCACCGACUCCAACAACAUCAAGGAGGUGCUUCUUUUCCCCGCCAUGAAGCCUGACGACAAUAAGACAGCAGCGCCCACAGAAGGCACCUCCGUCUGAUCACAUGACCUCUAUAUCCUGCUAUCAUAUCAAUGCAGGAGUCUUGGAAUAUGAGCCUUUACCUCAACGUGGUCAGUGUCGUCUGCUGGGUUUGAGUGUUAUUAAUGUUGGUGUGUCUGUUCAACUUUUUUUUCUGUUAUUAAGGGAAAUCAUCUGGUCUUGGUAACAUGGUUGACUGUUGAACAAUAAAAAUAAAACAAAUUAUUUUGUAUUUCUUACACUUUUGCUAUCAUAUUUACUUAGUUGACAGUAAGGAAACAUUUUAAUCCUCAUAGUCAGCCAGACAUUAAAUGUCACUAAAAUUUGAAUUGAUCAGGAUGUGUGACAAACUGACGGCUGCAGACCUGGAGGAAAAACUGUUCUUAAUUCUGGCAACUGAAAACAGUAUAUUUACCAUAUAAUUACAGAGGUCUAGUAUCUUUCUGAUUUUAAUCAUUCCUAAAAUGAUUCAUACAUUUUUAAUCAGGUAUCAUUGUCUGACAUUUUUCAACAUGGGCUCCACGAUGUGUUUCAUGAAGUAUACACAUGAAAAUGUCUCAAUAAAGUGCAUCUGAAUCUACUUAAUACAUUUCCUUUUGAUGUGUGUGAUGUUAUGACAGAACAAAACUCGAUUGGAAUUCAUUUAUAACUUUUUUUAAUACUGCAUUUGGUCUGUUUUGGUCAGAAAAUAGAAAAUUUGGUUUUAAACUUUUUGGGGGAGGACUUUCAGUUUAGUCAAACUAAAAAUAAACAAGAAGCUUGCAGCAUGUGCAGGAAAUGCCUUCUGGAAAACCUAUAAGGCUCUGAUCCUAGCCACAUAAUGCGAAACAUUUCCUGUUUGAAACAAUUUUGUAGAAACUGGGUGAGAAUUUAGGAUUUCUCAGCAGUAUGACCUGAGUUUGUAGUGCACUACACUGACCUUAUAUGUAGUUAAGAUGGCCUUAGUGAUGUGUGGGGAUACGAAGCUUCCUCACAACCCCUUCUACACUGGAGUAGUUCUCUUCAGCAUCAAAUGAUUGUCCUCUUAGUCAUUAGAGUCACAGGCAUGUAGAGGUGUCAGAAAUACUGCUAAUGAUCUCUUUACUCCCUGAAAUUAUUCAACUUCUUCCUCUUCAGGGUCUUGAACUUUGUAUAUAUUUUUUAAAGUGGAUACUAUGAAGGGUUGCUGUAAGUAUGUCUAGGAUUUGUACUCAAUAGUGACGCAAUAAAUCAAUAAGACGUGGCCCCCUCUAACCAUGUGAACAGCUGUACAUGCAUCAAAUAAUGUCUGUGAUGUCUAUUAAAUACAAAAUAACUAUU